ACUCUCUGAGGCUCAACAGACACGUGUCUCUGGAUCAGACUGCUUGCUUACACGCCACUUGAGACUCUGUCAACAGCCUCAUGACUUUCCUCUGCUUUAAUCAAGUUCUUUCAAUAUUAUAAUUAGUAGGAGAACAAUAUAUAUGAGAUAAAUAAUUAGAAAUACAAGAAACUCACCAGAUACUCACAGAAGCAUAUUCAGCAGAAUCCGCGAUAGGUUCAAGCUUUGAGGCUCACCAUGCGUUACACCAUCCUCUUCUUUCUUCUGUUUGUUGUUGCUGUGGGGAAUGCCCUGCGCUGUAUGGUCCUAACUGAUAUAAAGAAGCAGCCAGAGAACUGUGGGAAAGGUGAAGUUUACUGUGUAACUUACAAAAUGAAAACAAGAGUGAAGAAGUUUUGUGCUACAAAGUUUGACUGCAAACGUAUUUCAUCAAUGGCUCUUCCUGGGGAGAAGGUUACCUGCUGUGAUAAAGACAUGUGCAAUGCGUGACACAAAUCCAGGAUUUCCAUGUGACUUGCUAAACAUCAUCCCAAAUAUUAGUCUUCUCUCCUCAUUUUCAUUCUCUCUAUUCUCCUGUAGUUACUGUGGUGCUACUUCGUCUUCUAAAUAAACAACCCAGAACAGCG
Molecule: messenger RNA, 626 nt
Organism: Xenopus laevis (African clawed frog)
Lineage: Eukaryota; Metazoa; Chordata; Amphibia; Anura; Pipidae
Product: xenoxin-1-like
Exons: 4
Coding region: 238-489 (83 amino acids)
Source: RefSeq, a predicted model, not a curated record